Molecule: messenger RNA, 6631 nt
Organism: Oncorhynchus masou masou (cherry salmon)
Lineage: Eukaryota; Metazoa; Chordata; Actinopteri; Salmoniformes; Salmonidae
Product: bromodomain-containing protein 2-like
Exons: 12
Coding region: 2245-4731 (828 amino acids)
Biological process (GO): regulation of DNA-templated transcription; chromatin remodeling
Cellular component (GO): chromatin; nucleus
Source: RefSeq, a predicted model, not a curated record
ACAAUGCUUGCAACCGAAAUAUGAGCUUUGUCAAGAGAAUAUAUGCGGUUCUAACAAAUAUAAGGGUCGUGUUGAGACUGGACAUUGAUGUUGUUUGCUUGCAUGGAUUACUGCAGUUGUGUCAAGGAAACAUUUCAAUCAAUAUUUCUGUAAAUCCAAGCCGCACCACGUGGGUUGGGUUUGUCCAAUCGGUGCAAAGCUGUGAUACAUGAAAGUAUGCUCUUUGUUCUGGAUUUUGCAAAGUUAUACGGUCUAAUUAACUUUAAUACAGCAACAUGUGGACAAAUGAUAUCAUUUGUUACGGCAAGAUGACAAUCCGGAUACAUCAAUAUCUUUUUUUCCUGGAGCAGUUGUGUAGCCUCCAACCUUUGGCAAACAGUGCGCCAUUAGCUUAUUUAUCACAUGACUUCCCUUCCCCCCCACUUCAUUGAAUGAGGAAGAAGUCGGACAUGUUGGAGGAAAAUGUGUUGAAAAAAACGAUCGUGGUGGAGGACAAGGAGAUUUUUGAAGGAAAGUUUUACUCUGCGUAAUGGAUUUACAAAUCGAGAUUUUUAGUAGUUAAUUUUUAUGUAACCCUGGGAAUCAAUUUGCUAAAUGUUUUUUUUCCUUCAUAUUUACUCACGAUUAAGAACAUCAAUGCAUGGUUUAAUUCAAUGUUCAUUGUAUUUAGAGGCUUUUAAAUGUAUAAUUGUUGUCCGUAUAUAUUGAACAUCUUGAGAUAUUAGUUCAGUGACAUUGGAGAGAACGUGUAACCUUGGUGUGGGGGAUGGGUAUUAGCAUUAGGGAACCAUUUUGUACAGCUCUUAACUACUUUACGAGUUUAUUUUGUUGUCGGAGGUUGGCAUUUUGCUGAUUCAUUGUAGUUUGUUGCACGUGGACUUGGUAGAAUGAGUAUAUUGUCGGUAUAUGAUAGGAACUGUUUGGGGAUUUAGUUUGUCUGAAUGUAGGUUUUCUGUUUGGGUUUUCUCUGGGCAGCUCAUGUUGGGAGAUUGUAAGGCUUAUAAAUUACGAUUUAGUUGAAGUGUUCAAAUCGUGGAUGCGGCCUACAUGGGUGUUAUUGAAGCAGAGCAACAUGGCUCUAAAAUUCUUAAAACCGAUGCAACCUUUGUGCUUGAAGUGUCUCAUAGUAAUUCUUAUAAAAGUGAUUGUUAUCCAAAACUCUUAUCUACUUUGAUAACCAUUUCAGCAAGAGUUGAGAGAAAUGCUGUGUCAUUCAAUGGAGGGCAAUUUCCUUUACCACUUUGGCUUAGGGUGGAAGUUUGCCUUAUCCUGCGUAAGCCAUUUAAAAAACCCAGCUUCAGUGCGAGUUAUGCUAUUUUAUCCAUCAGAUGUUAAGCCACUAAUAGUAUUGUAUGCAUUUAAGUUCUGAAAUUAGGCCUUGGAUAAUGAUAGCCUUUUUCAGUUGUCUGUAAAUUGUCAUCUUGGUUAAAUUAAGCUAGGUCAAACAGCACGUGGCUCUUACUUGGUAUACGAGUAGUUUAGAGCUAGGCGUUAUGAUCGCCUUUGUUUCAAUGCAGGGAAUGGUAUUUCUGGGACAUUGUGACACCAUCUCAUAGGCUAAUAAUUUGUAUGCAGACAGUAAAGUUCGUGUGCACUCUUUGCACUUCAAGAUGGCGCUCCAACACUUGAGAAGGACUAAAAUGCGGCUACUCGGAGAGAAAUAUGUGUCGUUGAGCGCUCGGCCUACGUUUGGCAUCCGAUAGAUACGCGUGACCGGAAUCGCUAACCAAUGGCUUGCUUUCUGUUUACUCUGGAAGUUCGCGCUAGAGAUUCAGCGACCAAUCAUUAUCGUUGCUCUGCCCACGUUGACGUAAUGUAAUUUGAUGAGUGAAAGGGCGGGCUUUGGGAUGUCGCAUUUCGUAAAAGAGUAGCUACGUAAAACAGCCACAAAAAAAGAACUUUUUGAGUGAUGGGAGGUCUAGUCAGUGAUAAGGAGAAUUUUGUUUGAUUGACAAUAACAAUAUGCGAAUAGGUUGGAUGAAAAGUAUAAUAGAAAAACAAAGUUAUUUGGGGGGCUUUGCUAACUCUGGCGGACGUAUUCAACUGCGAAUAGAAAAUACGGGGCGUAGUCUUAAGUUACCGUAUCCAAUAGGAUGAAUGGUUGGUCUAUAAAGUAUCGGGCGUAGACGUGAGUUGCCAUUUCGCUGAAGCAGUGGUCAGUCUAGUGCUGUGGGGGCUGGAGGAAAGGACGGGCGAAGCAGGAACUUGAAUAUUGGUAUUUAAACAGAAUCCGGAUCCAUCCUGAUGGAGACGGCCAUAAACCCGCCCCAUGACAGCUCCCUGGGCGGGGUCGACGUAGGCCUGCAGGGCGUCAUGACGAUGGAGCAGGGCCCUCCGGGCCCCGGCAAGCGCAUCCGGAAACCGUCACUACUGUUUGAGGGAUUCGAGGGCCCCCCUUUGCUCCCCCAUGGGCAAGCGCCCCCCUCUGGGUCACCAAGGCCCCUAGUGUACGACACCAACCGGCAGGGCCGCGCCACCAACCAGCUGCAGUUCCUCCAGAGAGCCAUGAUGAAGUCCCUGUGGAGGCACCACUUCGCAUGGCCCUUCCAUGAGCCUGUAGACGCCUCCAAGCUCAGCCUGCCUGACUAUCACAAGAUCAUCAAACAGCCCAUGGACAUGGGGACCAUCAAGAGGCGCCUGGAGAACAACUACUACCGCAGCGCCAGCGAGUGCAUGCAGGACUUCAACACCAUGUUCACCAACUGCUACAUCUACAACAAGCCAACAGAUGACAUUGUUCUGAUGGCCCAGUCCCUGGAGAAGGCUUUCCUUCAGAAGGUUGCCCAGAUGCCCCAGGAGGAGAUAGAACUGCCCCCUCCUCCCCCACGGGGCAAACCGGGCAAGCCAGGCAAAGGACGCAGAGCCGCAGUACUAGGAGGAGUGACCACUGCUCACCAGGUCCCGGCAGUGUCCCAGUCCGCGUACUCUCCCCCCACGCCGGACACCCCGGAGUCGCUGCUCUCCACCCCCCCACAGACACUCCAGGCCAAGAGUUUACCUCCUACCCUCCACAGUACUCCUGCUAUGCUAGGCUUACCCCCCACACAGCCCACAGCCAAGAAAAAGGGAGUGAAGCGGAAAGCAGACACCACCACCCCCACCACCAUGGCCAUGCCCAUACCCAUCACCAUGGGCGUUGGCGGGAUUGGCAUGGGCAUGGUCGGUGGACCUGACUCCCCGUUGACACUCACCUCGCUGGGGGUAGGCCAAGGCCUCGGGAUGGGUAUGGGUAUUGGUAUGGGCCGCGGCAGAGGCAUGGCGGGCGCCAAAGCAGCUGCAGGGAGGCGGGGAGUCAGCGGGCGCCCUAUUAAGCCCCCGAAGAAAGACCUGCCAGACUCGGUGCAGCUCCAGCCGGUGCGACGAGGAAAACUGGGCCAGCAGCUCCGGUACUGCAACGGGAUUCUCAAAGAGCUGCUGUCCAAGAAACACGCGGCGUACGCCUGGCCUUUUUACAAACCAGUGGACGCCUCCAUGCUGGGCCUACACGACUACCACGACAUCAUCAAGCAGCCCAUGGACCUCAGCACCAUCAAGAGGAAAAUGGACAGUCGAGAGUACCGGGACGCCCAGCAGUUUGCCGGUGACGUCAGGAUAAUGUAUUCUAACUGCUAUAAGUACAACCCUCCAGACCAUGACGUGGUAACCAUGGCACGCAAACUACAGGACGUCUUUGAGUUCUGCUUUGCCAAGAUGCCCGACGAGCCUGCGGCCCCUCCCGCUUCCAUGGGUGGACGCUCCUCAUCUUCUUCCUCUUCCUCCUCGUCCUCGUCUGAGAGCGACCCCAGCAGCGAGAGCGAGAGCGACAGCAGCCCCAGCUCGGACAGCGAGGAGGAGCGUGCACACCGCCUGGCCGAGCUGCAGGAACAGGUGUGUACACAGCUGAAAGCAGUUCAUGAGCAACUGGCCGCACUCUCCCAGGGCCCCAUCGUCAAGCCUAAGAGGAAGAAAGAGAAGAAGGACAAGAAGAAGAAGAAGAAGCCCGAGAAGCAUCGGGGAAGCCGGGUGCCAGUCGAAGAGGAUAUGCCCAUCCGGCCGCCCAAAACGCCCAAGGUCACCAAGACGUCGAAGAUGCAGAAGACACCUAAGACCAAGAGCAGCAAAGGGGGCUCCACACAGGGCAAGAGGAGCACUGGCAAGAAGAGCAACAAGAGCAAGUCCUCCAAGAAGUCGCAGGCGGUGAUGCUCAGCAUGCACCAGAUGAGCGCUGCCGCCAUGCUCCCCCACUACGACUCAGAGGAGGAGGACGAGGUGUCGCCCAUGAGCUACGACGAGAAGCGCCAGCUCAGCCUGGACAUCAACAAGCUGCCCGGGGAGAAGCUGGGCCGCGUGGUUCAUAUCAUCCAGGCGCGCGAGCCAUCGCUGCGCGACACUGACCCAGAGGAGAUUGAGAUAGACUUUGAGACGCUCAAGCCGUCCACGCUGCGUGAGCUAGAACGCUACGUUAUGACCUGCCUUCGCAAGAAGCCUCGCAAACCCUAUGUAGGGAAGAAAGGUGGAGCAGGGAAGUCCCGGGAGGAGCUGGCUCUGGAGAAGCAGUUGGAACUGGAGCAGAGGUUGCUGGAUGUCAGCGGGCAGCUCAACUCUGGCAAGAAGCCUCAGAAAACCAAAGCAGAGAAGCCCAGUGCAGUGGAGCCCCAUGCCGUGGCGUCUCGCCUCAGCGCCAGCAGCUCCAGCUCAGACUCUUCUUCCUCUUCCUCAUCGUCGUCCUCUGACACCAGUGACUCGGACUGAAUGCUCCGGAAGGACGGGCCUGGAUCCCGCAAACCCCGGAUAGGACAGUGCAGAACUGCUAACAGAGCCGCAGGCGGAUCAGACUAUAGUCAGGACUGACCUGGAAUUAAGAGAAAGCUUUCCCUGUGUUCAGAGAAGCCAAACCCAACAGAAAUAGUGGAUGGAGAAAUAUUGAGUUGUUUCAUUGCUUUAGAAACCUAGAGGGUUGACAGAGAGAUGAUGCAUCGUCUCAUUGGAAAAAGUGCCCACGGUAGGAUCUCUACAGGCUCUAGAAAGACGGCAGGAUCUCUACAGGCUCUAGAAAGACGGCAGGAUCUCUACAGGCUCUAGAAAGACGGCAGGAUCUCUACAGGCUCUAGAAAGACGGCAGGAUCUCUACAGGCUCUAGAAAGACGGCAGGAUCUCUACAGGCUCUAGAAAGACGGCAGGAUCUCUACAGGCUCUAGAAAGACGGCAGGAUCUCUACAGGCUCUAGAAAGCGAGACGGGUGGAUGGGUCCAGAACUCUGGGAUCAUCUUGUACUAUGUCUUUCUCGCCACACUGUAUAUACUGUGUACAAAUAUAUAAAUAUCUAUUUUUCUUUUAUAAAGAAGAAUUUUAAGGAAUCCUCAAAUGUGGGGAGAAAGUAAAGGUGUGGAAAGGCUGGCUUUUUAGUCUUUCUGUAUAGAGGGCAAAGUGUGUGAGAAUGUGUGGGGCACGGCCUCGCACAGUAAACACAGUCCUGCUUAGAUGUUCAUCUUGUUGAUGCAGGUUGUUUAAAUCAUUGUGCAUUGUAAAGCACCUUGGCUCAGUAUAAAUGUAUGAACUGCACACAUGGAGAAACUGAAGAGCAUCAAGACCGCAACAUACGCAUGUACUUCUACAGCUUGAGAGGGGUGUCCGUUGUACACAUUUAAUGAGACGUUUUGGUUUAAGCAAACUUUAACUUUUUCCUAUUUUUUUUUCACUCUGUAACUGAUGUGUUUCUAUUUUCUUGUGACCAACCUGCAAAUAAAUUGUGAGGACAUGUCUCCAUUCAACAUUUACCCACACAAACAGAUUCUUCCCUUGUUUUGUUCCGUCAAUUGGAUACGUCUAGGAUUUGUCUAGUGAAGUCUACAGACUACUGAAUGGUCACAUCUCUCUUGCAAGUCAUUUGAACUUGCAUGGGUAGUGCACAAUGACUAGAUUGAGACUUCACCUUUUCAUUUCACUUUGUCUGGGGGAAUUUUUAAAAUGUUAUAUAUAUAUAGAGAGAUUUGAUCUUAGUAUGGUGCAGUGGGGUGCUGACUUGCCUUCCUUGUACCCCAGAUGUGAUUCCCAUACCGUUGCCAUACCAGUGCUUUGCGGCACAGAACCACACUAUUUAUUUUAACUACUUGGCCUUUUAACUUUUUGGCAGCUGGAUGUUUUAUUCAAUUUAGCUAAAUCUGGUUUGGGAAGAAGAUUGUAGUGACCAUUUCCUUGCUCAUAGUGCGAUUAACAGAAGCUGCAUAUAUGCUUCAUGAGAUUCGGAGGUACUAAACUGAUUUAGUUAAGAAUCAAGCUUUUUUUAUAUAUAUAAUAGUUUGAGAAUUUAGAUUUUGUACUUGUGUGAUCAGUUAUUUAUUUCCCGGGGAUUUGAAUGGAAUCCUGUAAUCUUUAUUGCAUUUACUUGAAGGCAAUGGAGAAAGUUAUAUUGGUAAUAAUGACAAAAACUACAAGCAAAAAUGUGUACAGCUCUAAGGACAAAAGGCAAGACUUAGACUUUUUUUUAAGUAUGGAGCAUGUUUCUACCACUGAGGUUCCUUGUUUUGCUUUCGUUCUCUUAGUCGUUCCCCCUACAAUUGAGUGGUUGUUUCUUGUGUUCGGUUUCUUUUCUAAGAAAAAAAUACUUUGAACUGUCCACCUCUAAAAAAUAAAGAGAGAGAGAGCUCUUUAA